AUGGGAUUGAACACUGACGCGCAUGAAAUAUUGACACGACAAGUGUUGGCUGCCGUCAUCGACAAGCAGGACAUGCUGCGAUUGUGGAAUGAAGUUGGUAAGCUUCACAGUGGCUUGGAUGGCUCGCCGCGAGCCCGGGCAGGGUCAGAGUCCACAGCUUCGCCACUCCUUCGGGCUGAAGAGGAGGAUGAGACACUGUCAGAACUGAUGUGGAACCCUCUCGACUUACAGCUUGAAGAUUGCCCGCCGGAGACCGACGAAGGCGCAGCUUUGGUGUGGGACCCCAUCGGGCUGUCAGAGGCAGACGAUGCCUGGACAGAUGCAAACAUCGUACAGAAGGCCUACAGCCAUCCAUGCGAUGGCAUGGACCUGGUUCUCUCGAAGCCGCCCGGGUUGGAAGAUGUGUCACAAGGCCACGAGAUGACAGAUUAUUGGAGCCGGUCGACCACAGCAGGCACGGCAGAUGUUGCAAUGGAUUAUGAUGGCGGCUCUGCCGAUGCUUUGGCAGCGGAGAUGGCCGCCAUUUUGGAUUUGAUGCAGCAAGGCAUGCCAGGGUUGCCGGAAGUGCGGGGUUCGCCCCAUUGGCCUUGCCCAGGAGAUCUGCUCUUCAACGCCAUGCCUCCCGAGCUCACGACGCACAACUUCUGUCCCUGGUGUGGAUCAGCUCGCGCUUGCUUCCACCGCUUUUGCCCGCAAUGUGGAGUCUUCUAUCCGGAUUUGCACGAGGCACCCGGCGGAACUGGUGCGGAUCUGUCACACUUGGCAAGAUGGCAGUAUUGA
Molecule: messenger RNA, 780 nt
Organism: Symbiodinium natans
Lineage: Eukaryota; Dinophyceae; Suessiales; Symbiodiniaceae
Source: the annotation of a GenBank genome assembly